Messenger RNA from Rhopalosiphum maidis (corn leaf aphid), 1530 nucleotides. RefSeq lists its product as uncharacterized. Gene Ontology annotation, cellular component: P-body. Lineage: Eukaryota; Metazoa; Arthropoda; Insecta; Hemiptera; Aphididae. Gene Ontology annotation, molecular function: mRNA binding; translation repressor activity. The transcript is spliced from 5 exons. The record is from RefSeq and is a predicted model, not a curated record. Gene Ontology annotation, biological process: nuclear-transcribed mRNA poly(A) tail shortening. Bases 137 to 1447 code for a protein of 436 amino acids.
UUGCAGUGAAAUAACCGUUGCACUUUUCAAAAGAUUUUACGAUUCUUACGUCUUUUACAUCCGAUAUACCAACUCAUUUAUUACCUACCUACCAAACGUCGUGGUAUCAAUUUAUUUAUGCUCUGAAUAUUUAAACAUGGAGGAAAUGAAACAACUAGCAAUGACAUUAAUGCAGAGUAGAUCGUUCAAAGAGCGACAAGAACGUCUAAGUGAUUCACUCGAUUAUCUGUCAUUCAACUAUCCUGAUCUCUACACUGUAUGGUUUAGAGAGAUGAAAAGACGAGAGUUGGAAUCUAAUGAUCCAAAUAAAAUUACUAAAUGGUUAAGUAAUCCAUCAUCUAAAUCAUUUGUAAAACUUCACGAAGCAUUGAUGUUGGUUAAAAAUAACAACAUAAUGGCCAAAGAGGAGUACAUGAAUAAUUUAAGGCACAUGCUAAAUCAAACAAUUGAAAAUGGUACCAACAUUGAGGCAGCAGUGAAAAUAUGCCAUUUAAUCGAGAAAUCAACAAACUUGAGCAUCAUUCAUGAGAAUUUGAAACAUCUAAUUCGUCAAGUAAAUCAACUGAACAAAAGUCAACGUCACAUGCCAACAGAAACCUUGACAGGAAACUUUUGGACAAAUAAUUUUAAUUCACCACAAGUAGACCCUUUCGAAGGAUUCAAUUUUCAGUCUGCUCAACACGUGAAUACCCCUGUUUGGCCAAACGUACUGCAAUCGACAAAUUUAAAUAAAUCUGUUUCUGCUGGUCUUCCACACUUUAGCAUGGAAUGUUUUGGGUACAACCAUCUGGAAAUGAUCGCAAAGACAAACAGGGCCACUAUUUUUGGGGACUCACAGCCACUAAUCGACCUGACAAUCCUUAAUCAAGAAAUGGACGGAGCAGUUGCUAAGUGGCUUCACUACUUAAAACUACAUAAAUACCAAUGGUUCUUCAAUAGUCUCAGUUAUCUUGAAAUUGUAUUCAUUGACGAAGACAAUAUUGACGAUUUCAUUGCUAAAGUUAACAAAAAUUCCAUUACAAAAGGCGCACAAAAAAAGAUCUGCAUAUCAACAAAGACAUUGCGAGAUCGGCCACAAAAGUUGAACGACUUAUUAUUGGCUUUGGAUUUGGAAGUAACGCCAAAUGAACUGUGUGAAUUCAUGUCAUACAUGCGAGACAUAUUGCAUUAUCCCAUACCAAACAAGCAUUGUGUUGUUGGCGACCAAUUACAACAAGACAUAGUCCUUGUCAUGGAGAAAUUGUUAAAUCAGCUGCUAGAAAAGCUCGGUAUGGUCCGUUCUUUAGUCGCCCAGAGUCUACUCGGAAUGUCUAUCAAUAAAUACUUGGAGUGCGUCUUAUUAAUAAUCGGUAAUCAGACUUUUAUGAAACAGCAAAUAGAAAAAUCAUUGAUGUUUGCUGAAACCUUGAAAUAUAAAAUCCAUAGAAUGCCUAGAAACUUUAACUAAUGUGUUCAUUUUAAUCUUGCCAUCGAAACUUCAUAUUACAUAUGCAUUUUUUUUUUAGUUUUAAUAUUGUUGUUAGUGACUGA